UUUCUAAGCCCCUCUCUCUCUCUCUCUCUCUCUCAGAUCUCUUGCUCGUCUUCGCGAACCUCUAUUCAUCUCCGAUCCCUCUUCGAUCUUUUUAAUCCCAAUUUGUUGCCUUUUACAAGGAAAUCUCCUUUGAUUCGAUGGUUGUUUGUAAAUGUCGCAAGGCAACCAGGCUUUAUUGCUUUGUCCACAAGGUCCCUGUCUGCGGGGAAUGCAUCUGUUUUCCAGAACACCAAAUCUGUGUGGUUAAGAAGUACUCAGAUUGGGUAGUCGAUGGGGAAUAUGACUGGCCUCCUAAGUGCUCUCUGUGUAAUUCAGUGCUGGAAGAAGGAAGUGAUCAAACCACCCGAUUGGGUUGCCUGCAUCUCAUGCACACAAAAUGCCUGGUAUCGCAUAUUCAAAGUUUUCCAACUCAAACUGCACCAGCUGGAUACGUGUGUCCUGCAUGUUCUACCCCUCUAUGGCCUCCUACAAGCAUCAAAGAUACAGGGUCUCGCCUCCAUGCAAAACUUAAGGAAUCAAUAGUCCAGAGUGGCUUGGAGAAAAAUGUUUUUGGAAAUCAUGUUGUACCAAUGCCUACAGUGGAUACCCAUGUUCCUCCUGCUUUUGCUUCAGACCCACUUAUGCGUGUGUCUGAAGAUAGAGAAAUAAAUGGUGGGAAAUCAUUUGAUCCCACCAAAGAUUUGAGCACACAAUCAUCUUCAUUUUCCAAGGAGGACAAAUACCUGGUUGAAGUCAACUCAUCUACUAUCAGAAUCGAUACCCCUGAACCAGAGAUUGUUGAAAUAGAUGGUCCCAGUUCAUUAGGAAGCCAAUUCAAAAGUCCGAGUCCAAUGGGUCCUGGUGCUACUACGAGAAAGGGUGCAUACUAUGCUGAUAAGCAAAAUUCUGAAACUUCAUAUUAUGCUGAUGAUGAAGAUGGAAGCCAGAAAAAGUAUACUAGAAGAGGUAUCUUGAAUAAAGAGGUGUCACGCACAAGGAGUUCAGUUCAUUGCAGAGGUUAUCUGUGUAGCAGAUUAAUUUUUCAUUAUGAACAUUUUAAGACGAUUUGGUAAAAUAUUCUGUGGCGGUCAUUUUUUGAUUUAUGGUGCUUAAAUGUCAACGUAUAUCUAAGAUAACCUGUCUUUUACAUCAAAAGACAACUUUCUUCACCCUUUAUAUCUAGUUUUAAUUUUCCCGGAAGGAUAGAUUGUAAAUGCUCUGUUUUACUCAUUGAUAUAAGGCUAAAUUACGGAAAACCCCCCGUCAAAACCCGCUUUUUCACUUUCCCCCUCUGUCAUUUAAAAACCUACACUUUGCCCCCUUGUAAAAUAAAAAAUGUUCACAGGGGGGUACGGUGCGACAAAAUGACCAUUUUGCCCUUCACCAUUUUCGUCUUCUCCCUCAUCCUCCUCAUCCGUGGCGGAGGAGGCCGACCUCGGGUGGGACGCAGGCGGCGAGGCCGUCGUCGAGGAGGACGAUCUCGUUGAGGGUGUCGGCCAUGCGGCCGAUGGAGGGCGGGAUGCAGCCGUCGAGUUUGUUGUGGGCGAGGACGACGAUGGAGGCCGGGGAGUCGCCGAGGUUGGCGGGGAUGGGGCGGCGGCGGCGGAGGCGGUUGGAGUUGAGGAAGAUGGCGUCGAGGGGGCGGUCGAAGAGGAGGUUGAGCUCGUGGAGGAGGGCGAGGCCGGUGAGAGCGCCGUCCCGGAAGCCAUCGAAGCAACAGGGAAGAGGAGCGAAGGGGCAUUUUUGGCAUAAAAAAAUAUUAUAACGGAACCCUAACGGUAGGGGGUUAAGUGCACAUUUUU
Molecule: messenger RNA, 1781 nt
Organism: Ananas comosus (pineapple)
Lineage: Eukaryota; Viridiplantae; Streptophyta; Magnoliopsida; Poales; Bromeliaceae
Product: zinc finger protein-like 1 homolog
Exons: 8
Coding region: 138-1052 (304 amino acids)
Cellular component (GO): Golgi apparatus
Source: RefSeq, a predicted model, not a curated record